Molecule: messenger RNA, 894 nt
Organism: Rhagoletis zephyria (snowberry fruit fly)
Lineage: Eukaryota; Metazoa; Arthropoda; Insecta; Diptera; Tephritidae
Source: RefSeq, a predicted model, not a curated record
AUGACCAGCGUGAUACCAAAGGUGACGCAGCUGUCGUCGCGUGUCAUUCGCGUGCUCGGCUGCAACCCGGGCUACUACACACUGCAGGGCACCAACACCUACAUCAUCGGCACUGGGAAGAAGCGAGCGUUGAUUGACUGCGGCGAACCUGACGUGCCCGAGUACAUUGACAGCCUGAAGGAGGUGGUCAGCGAGCACGGCUUCUCCCUCUCCAAGAUCAUCAUCACCCAUUGGCAUCCGGAUCACGUCGGCGGGACGAGGGAUGUGCUGAAGCACGUCGCCGACAAGGACUGCAAAGUCUUCAAGAUGAAGAAUACUCAACACGACCCACUCUACUCGGACUUCUUCGAGCUGAACUUCGUCAAUGACCAGGACGAGGUGGAGGUGGAGGGGGCGACGGUGAAGCUGCACUGGACGCCGGGCCACGCCAAGGACCACCUGGCACUGUACCUGAAGGAGGAGGACUCGCUCUUCAGCGGCGACUGCGUCCUCGGCGAGGGCACCGUCGUCUUUGAGGACCUGCUCACCUACCUCCAGUCGCUCAACAAGAUCACCGCGCUCAAUUCGAAGCGCCUCUACCCGGGCCACGGCCCGGUGGUCACUGACCCGGUGGAGAAGGUCAACGAGUACAUCGACAAGCGCAUGUCCAGAGAGCGGCAGAUUGUGGAGGCGCUGUCGCGCAUCGACGGUGGAUACCUCACCUCCAUGGAGAUUGUCAAGAUUACCUACAAUGACUCCCUGCCGCCGUCGCUGAUGUUCGGCGCCGAGCACAACGUGCGCAUGCACCUGGAGAAGCUGAUCAAGGAGGACCGGGUGGAGACGCUGAAGCUGGCCAACUCGGUGGACGAGGAGCUGGCCACCAUCAAGUACCGACUCAAGAGAAGUGCCGACUAG